Messenger RNA from Oncorhynchus tshawytscha (Chinook salmon), 1443 nucleotides. Its product is annotated as neurexophilin-4-like. Bases 184 to 1035 code for a protein of 283 amino acids. Lineage: Eukaryota; Metazoa; Chordata; Actinopteri; Salmoniformes; Salmonidae. Gene Ontology annotation, molecular function: signaling receptor binding. The transcript is spliced from 2 exons. The record is from RefSeq and is a predicted model, not a curated record.
CCCGUUCGUCCUGUUUUCACAGAGCCACGGACCUCACGGCAGAGUGUCAUUGAAGCCACUAACAACAUUUUCUGACUUUUGAAUCAGUCUGAAGUGUUCUAAGUUUUCUUCCAAGGGAAUUGCUCCCAGACUUUGAUUGCCACGGUGUCCAGAUUUGUUCGACAUAAGACAUUCAGGGACGAGAUGAGGAUACUAUUCAUCAGCUUUGCCAUCUUCUGUCUGUGGCUUCUACCAAUGGUGCAGGAGGAGGAUGCUGGGAAGACCUUGGACUAUCUGAACCUCGAUCCAAAUGUUGACAACACCUCACAGCCCCUUACCUACGAAAUAGGAAGGAGGGGGAAAGAAGGAAACCUUGGAGCUGCAAUGAAAGUCAAACACCUUUCCAAAGAUGUAUCCACCAAGCCUAAGGCCUCCAGCUAUAGCUCUGUGGGCCCAUAUGGCUGGUCACAGAACCUCUCCCUCCCCUUGGAUCAGUCACAGUUUCGCUCCAAAUCCAAGCCCCCCAUAAAAACACCUAUCAAGGUCAAGAAGACCUUUGGGUGGGGCAACUUCUACCUCAACAUCAAAACCAUCAAGUUCAGCCUGCUGGUGACAGGUAAGAUAGUGGACCACAUCAACGGCACCUUCAGUGUGUACUUCCGCCACAACUCGUCCCGUCUGGGGAAUAUCUCAGUGAGCAUCGUUCCUCCCUCCAAAGCCGUGGAAUGGGAGGAUGUGGGACGCCCGAAACUCCACUUCCAGAGUCAGCCGCAGUCCACCCCCAAUGAGCACCGGCAGGAGAUGAAGGCCCUAAACUGCGUGGUGGAGUACCAAAGGACCAACAGAGCCAAGAAAACAAAGCCAUGCCUCUACGAUCCCUCCCAGACCUGCUACUCAGAACACACCCAGUCUCACGCCGCUUGGAUCUGUGCCAAGCCCUUCAAGGUCAUCUGUGUAUUCAUCUUUUUUCUCAGCGCCGACUACAAACUGGCACAGAAGGUCUGUCCAGACUACAACUUCCAGGCUGAUCUCCAGCACUUUGGAAGACGAGGAUAGUGGAUGAACUAGGCGGGUUAUUAAAGCAUGUUUUCCUUCAUCUCCUAUAUCAUUGAAGAAAGGGGUUUGUUUUGAACAGGUCAUGAUGAACCUCUUGGGUGGCCCAACACAGACAUUCAGAUGGAGAGAUGCAGAGAUUUGCUUGGUAGAAUGGAAGUCGUCAGUACCGGGAUAAUAUUUUGAUAAUACACCACUGAAGGGUAGAAGAAUUACAGAAUAUCGAGUAGUGGUUGUUAUAGUAGUGGUAGUGGUUGUUAUAUUUGGGGUCAAAUAUUGAAUUGGUUGGAGUGAUGCUCCAUGUGCAUGGCAAAGCAGCUGGUAUUAGCACAACAAUAAUUCCUAUUUUUUUUACUACUGUAAUUAUGUUUGUGUAAGUUGUCUGCUUUUUUGUCACAUAUUGCCCAUCUG